GGCAUCCGGAGGGGACCUUGCCACAAGGAACAGCCUCUCCCAAGGAUGGGCAGCCAUGAGAAAGAUCCCUCUUCUCCCAAAAGGGCUCUUCCCCCAUCCCGCUCCAACAGCACUGUGUCUUCCAAACAGAGCAUCACUCAACAGGGUUCGGAAAGCUGGCAGGUGGUGGAUGAGCUGCAGAUCCAAAGCAGUGCCACCCAGGAGCCAGAGAGGCAGGAGGGCUACCUGUUAAAGAAGAGAAAAUGGCCCUUGAAGGGUUGGCACAAGCGCUACUUUGUUUUGGAAGAUGGAAUCCUGAAGUAUGCCACCACCCGGCAGGAUGUCUUGAAGGGAAAACUGCACGGCUCCAUCAACGUCCGCCUGUCGGUCAUGUCGGUCAACAAGAAAGCCCAGCGUGUGGACCUGGACACGGAGGAGAACAUUUAUCAUCUCAAGAUAAAAUCCCAGGAGCUCUUCAAUAAUUGGGUGGCCAAGCUGUGCUCACACCGCCAGGUAGAGAAGAUGGAUGCGAACCAGCAGCAGUUCCUAACUGGAGGCCACCGCGGAAAAGGUCCCUAUUCUACACAGGCCUGUGGCCCGCGGCAUCGGGUUCAGAUGUCAGAAAGUGCCCCGGCCUUGUCUUCACUCACCUGUCACCGAGACAAGGUGAAUUCCUGGCUGAGUGACAGCAAAAGUCUGGACAGGUGCUCAGCAGAACUCUCUGACUGUCAGGGAAAGCUUCAAGAGCUCAACCAGAUGCUGCAGAACUUGGAGUCUCUCCACCGCAUUCCUUCUGCCCCCCUCAUCUCCCACAGCCAGAGCUCGACAGGCACUGAGAGAACCCGGAAGGGGAAGAGAUCCACCCGGAUCUGGUGCACUCAGAGUUUUGCAAAGGAUGACACCAUAGGCCGGGUGGGCCGCCUGCACGGCUCGGUGCCGAACCUCUCGAGAUAUUUGGAAUCAUGUCCGAACCAAGCCCUCUUCAGCCUCCCUCCAGAAUACAGCCAGCUUCAGAGGAGUUUCUGGAUAUUAGCUCAGAAAGUUCAUGGGUCCCUCAGCAGUGUGUUGGCUGUGCUGGCUGCGGAGCGGGACCGCCUCCAGGAGUUGCAGAGGUCGCUGGCCCUGCAGCAUUCCACUGCCGCCUCUGCACAGGGGGGCCGGGGGAACGGCGUUGGCAUCGCAGGAGCCGGGGCUUCUCUGCAAACAUUUGACAACCCGGAACGUCUGCGCCGUUUCCAUUCCCUGUCCAUCUCUUCGGACACCACCCUAGACUCCUUCGCCUCCUUCAACCCUGAUGAGGUCAGCAUCAGAAGAGACUGGACCUUGGAGCCAAAUACUGUGUUGGGGAAGGGCCAAGAGCAGCAGCACCAGCUGUCCAACCGCAGUAUUGUCUCCCUCUCGGACUCGCACACAGAGUUCUUCGAUGCCUGCGAAGUUUUCCUGUCUGCCAGCUCAUCUGAGAAUGAGGCUACAGACGACGAGUCCUGCCUCAGCGAGGUGACCAACAGUCUCUUAGAAGAGGUGGACGACAUGGCGGGGAUGUCUGCCCGCUGUUCGAAAGGCCUGAGUGCAGUACAUUGUUUUGAGGACUCCUCCGAGGGGAGCCUAGGACUGCCAGCGUCUCUCCAUUUGUACCUCCCCGGGCCGGGUCCCGGGAUCCCGCGGCGGAACUGCCUCCCGGCUUCCCACGUCCACACCAGCGACGUCAGCCUGUGGAAUAUUCUCCGCAACAACAUUGGCAAAGACCUCUCCAAGGUGUCCAUGCCGGUUCAGCUGAACGAGCCCCUCAAUAUGCUGCAACGUCUUUGCGAGGAACUGGAGUACUGCUCCCUGCUGGAUGCGGCCAGCCGAAGCCCAGACCCCUGUGAAAGACUGCUCUGCAUGGCCGCCUUUGCAGUCUCGGCUUACUCCUCCACCUACUUCCGCGCUGGCAGCAAGCCGUUCAACCCUUUGCUGGGGGAGACGUACGAGUGUGUACGGCCGGACAGGGGCUUUCGUUUCAUAAGUGAGCAGGUAUGCCACCAUCCGCCCGUCUCUGCCUGCCACGCUGAAUCCGAUAACUUCGUUUUCUGGCAAGACAUGAAAUGGAAAAACAAAUUCUGGGGCAAAUCCCUCGAGAUAAUCCCUGUGGGUACAGUGAAUGUCCUGCUUCCUAGGUUCGGGGACCACUAUGAAUGGAACAAGGUGACCUCCUGCAUCCACAAUAUCCUCAGCGGCCAGCGCUGGAUUGAGCAUUACGGCGAGGUGCUGAUCCGAAACACGCGAGACAGCACCUACCAUUGCAAGAUCACCUUCUGCAAAGCACGGUACUGGGGUUCCGGGGUGAAUGAAGUGCAGGGUGCCAUUCUCAGCCACAGCGGCAAGGUCAUCCACCGGCUCUUCGGAAAGUGGCACGAUGGCUUGUAUUGCGGUGUGGCCCCCAUCGGCAAGUGCAUCUGGAGACCUAGCCCUAUGCCGCGGGACUACGAGAAGAAUUACGGGUUCACUCAGUUUGCCUUGGAGCUCAAUGAGUUAACGCCGGAGCUCAAACGCCUCUUGCCAUCCACAGACACCAGGCUGAGGCCCGACCAACGGUAUCUAGAGGAGGGAAAUGUGCAGGCCGCAGAAUCCCAGAAACGUCGGAUCGAACAGCUGCAGCGUGACCGGCGUCGGGUGAUGGAGGAUAACAACAUUCUUCAUCAGGCUCGCUUCUUCAGGCGGCAGAUGGACGCCAACAACAAAGAAUACUGGGUAAGCAAUGGCACUUACUGGAAGCUGAGGGCGGAGCCAGGCUUCAGCAAUAUGGACAGUGCAGUCCUGUGGUGACUGCUGGCAUCUCCAGGAGCGGCCGUGCCUUUUCCACUCCUAUCCCCCAAGACGGGGGAACAGACAAUAAGAGGUCCCCCGCCGGAUAAGCACAAAAGGUGAUCAGGGCAUGGGAUUCUGGUAUACCAGCACC
Euleptes europaea (tarantolino) is the source of this 2917-nucleotide messenger RNA. It is a transcript of the gene OSBPL7, whose product is annotated as oxysterol binding protein like 7. Gene Ontology annotation, molecular function: cholesterol binding. The transcript has 22 exons. The record is from RefSeq and is a predicted model, not a curated record. The coding region runs from base 46 to 2784 and encodes 912 amino acids. NCBI's taxonomy places the organism in Eukaryota, Metazoa, Chordata, Lepidosauria, Squamata, Sphaerodactylidae. Gene Ontology annotation, cellular component: cytosol; perinuclear endoplasmic reticulum; intracellular membrane-bounded organelle.